AUGUCCUCUGCCUUGAGCCGCCCUUCACUCAACCCAAGCCCAUCCAGUAGCCGUUCACGCCCUUACGGCCGCACAGUUCCUGCCACUCAACUGGCACCAAAGGCGCAAGAGGCUUAUCAUGAGCCACCCCCUCCUAUUCCCGCAAAACAGCUUCACCACACGACGCAGCGCCCACCGCUGCCAAAUAUACCAGCUGGACAUGCACAGACUCGCUAUGUGAAUAUGCUUUUGGCACUUGAUGAUAUCCCGCAAAUGUUCAACAUUAUGGCAUCUUUCUUCACGUGGAUCCUGCUUGCAGGAUUUGUCUUAUUCCCCGGAACAUUCACAUCUUUGCAACAGCAGCAACUUGCCGGUGUGGAAGCCCAACUGCUGGACGUGGUUUCUAAUAUUAAUAUACCACUUUAUGUCAUCGCAUGGAUUUGUACCGGUAUUGGCGGUGUCGGUAUGAUUUGGUUGUGGUGGAGAUGGCAAAGAAAUUAUGUCUGGAUUGUGAAUCGUAUCUUUGUGCCUGGCCUACUCAAUUCGCUCGCUGGUGUUAUUUCAGUGCUUUCAAAUAUCUACGGCGUACAGCAUGGAACCUACUCCACAACAAGCGAGUCAGCAAUUAUUGUAACAGUUGCGGUGGCAGUCGUAUGUGGAUGCCUUAUUCUCCUGUAUCAGUUUUGGUUGCUGCGUAAUAUCAAGAAAGAACAUAACAGAGAAGUUGGCGUGGAGCAUGCUGGAGAGCAUGGUGAAGGCGUUUUGGUGAAUGAGAGGAAGUAG
Messenger RNA from Suillus plorans, 762 nucleotides. RefSeq lists its product as uncharacterized. The transcript has 3 exons. NCBI's taxonomy places the organism in Eukaryota, Fungi, Basidiomycota, Agaricomycetes, Boletales, Suillaceae. Bases 1 to 762 code for a protein of 253 amino acids. The record is from RefSeq and is a predicted model, not a curated record.